UCACAGUUCACACCAAUACUGUACCUGGGAGAGUCGGAGGUCGAAGAAUUUUCAACAUAGUUUCUCCAUUUUCUCUCUCCUCCGUGAUAGCCACCACCAAUGUUGCUCAACUAAGAUGACCAACGAGAUUAUAUUUUGAAGCCAAAUUCUUCAGAAAAAACAUAAACGGGUUUAGAAAUGGGUAAUUUGAUGGGCUGCUUUGGAUUGUCCGCUACGCCUGAUUUACUCCCUGAAGAAAUUCUCACACCUACUUCUUCAGGAAUAUCUGUUAGAAAUUCAUCAGGUAAAGGGUAUUCAUCAAGUAAAGGGUAUUCAGAGAGCAGUAGUUCAGGAAACAGUGGGUUUUCCUUUGGAGAUCAGCUGAGUUUUGGGGAAACAUCUCCCAGUGGAGAAUUACUGGAAAAACCCAAUUUAAGGAUUUUUAGUUUUGCGGAACUAAAGAAUGCUACAAAGAAUUUCAAGACUGAAACACUUCUGGGCGAAGGAGGAUUUGGGAGGGUGUACAAGGGUUGGAUCGAUGAGAAGGCUAAUGUGUAUUCUAAGAGUGGGGUUAAAAUUGCGGUGGCGAUUAAGAAGUUGAACUCUGAGAGUAUGCAGGGUUUUGAAGAAUGGCAGUCAGAGGUGAACUUCUUGGGAAGGUUGUCCCACCCCAACCUUGUUAAGUUGUUGGGAUAUUGUUGGGAGGAUAAAGAAUUGCUUCUUGUGUAUGAAUACUUGCCGAAAGGAAGCUUGGAAAACCAUCUAUUCAGAAGGAAUACCUCCAUGGAACCACUCAGCUGGGACAGGCGUAUGAGCAUAGCUUUGGGAGUAGCUCGAGGCCUGGCUUUUCUGCAUAAUUCAGACAAGCAAGUGAUAUAUAGAGAUUUUAAGGCCUCAAAUAUACUUCUUGAUGUGAAUUAUGAUGCAAAGAUAUCAGAUUUCGGUUUAGCUAAACUGGGACCAUCUGGUGGAAACUCGCAUGUGACAACCAGAGUCAUGGGAACAUUCGGGUAUGCUGCUCCAGAGUAUGUUGCAACAGGUCACUUGUAUGUGAAUAGUGAUGUAUAUGGAUUCGGAGUUGUGCUGCUUGAAAUGUUAACUGGAUGUCGAGCAGUUGAUUUGAACCGACCAAAAGGACAGCAAAAUCUUGUAGAAUGGACGGGGCCUUAUCUUUCAAACAAGAAAAAGCUGAGAAUCAUCAUGGAUGCACGGCUUGAGGGUCAAUAUUCACUCAAGGCAGCGUUUGAGUUGGCUCAACUCACUGUAAAAUGUCUCCGGGUAGAUCAUAAAGCCCGCCCCAACAUGAAGGAGGCAGUACAAGUGCUACAAAAAGUUGAAGCCGUCAAGGUCAAGAAAGAAAACAGAGCACACAGUGGAGCAGCUAACAACAAAAACUCUGAUAAUUUUCGUCGUUCUCCUUACCAUCCGCAGCACCAUGACCCAAGGACAAGAAUGGAAUCUCAGUCACCACAGGUGCGGUAAAACUGCACAAUAUAAUCUAAGGAUUAAGACAGGUUUUUUUCAUGAAUUCCCAAAAUACAUGAUGGUGAUAUCUUGUUUAUGAGCGAUUUUUGUUAAUGAUGGUGUCAAAUUAUGUUGUAAAUUGUUCGGUAUAAUGAAUAUGUUGAUUAUCUAUGUGAUAAAGUCACUUGCCUUGCUUUA
Messenger RNA from Spinacia oleracea (spinach), 1641 nucleotides. RefSeq names its product probable serine/threonine-protein kinase PIX13. The record is from RefSeq and is a predicted model, not a curated record. Gene Ontology annotation, molecular function: protein kinase activity; ATP binding. The transcript is spliced from 6 exons. Gene Ontology annotation, biological process: protein phosphorylation. The coding region runs from base 178 to 1461 and encodes 427 amino acids. NCBI's taxonomy places the organism in Eukaryota, Viridiplantae, Streptophyta, Magnoliopsida, Caryophyllales, Amaranthaceae.